This is a messenger RNA of Spizellomyces punctatus DAOM BR117, 1095 nucleotides long. RefSeq lists its product as uncharacterized. NCBI's taxonomy places the organism in Eukaryota, Fungi, Chytridiomycota, Chytridiomycetes, Spizellomycetales, Spizellomycetaceae. The record is from RefSeq and is a predicted model, not a curated record. The transcript has 2 exons. Bases 1 to 1095 code for a protein of 364 amino acids.
AUGUGGAGCUCUGAAGAUCCUGUUAUCUUUGAUUCUUAUGCCAACCUGCAACUGGUGGCAUUUCUCCUGACAGGCAAUAUCAUUCACUCAGACUAUUAUUAUCGUUGUGGAAACCCCAAAUUCCUGCACAUUAAAGACCAUCCAUGUCUCCAAAGACACGAAGAGAGUGAAUGGAUGCAUAUAGUCAUGCUGGCUAUUGAACAAGUUGCUUGCCAGAAUAAACCAACAAAACCACAAAAUGACAAACCUAGAGAACACUUUGAGAGUUUGAUCAAGGCUAUGGAAGCAACAAUUAACGACAUCGCGCCCCAUUUCGAGGUCGCGGUGCCUUCUAUCAAUGCCUUCUACAUGGUAGAUUUAGGCGAUGUACUCAAAAGCCAGACCAAGACCCAAACGCAGCCUUGCUGGACACUAGCCAUCAUUGCUCAGCUCUGGGCACCUGUGGUACUAGACACAGGAGCCUGCGAGUCUCUGAUUUCUGACACAUACCAGGGCCUUCUGUUCUCCGAAACCGAUUUGCAGGAUGUGGAAAUGAUGGCUUUCAACGGCAUUGGUGGAUUCAUUGCAUAUGGGAAACCUCUCAUCAUCCUAGCCAACAAUGUUCUGGGACAUUUGAAACUCCAAAUCUUGGUUCAGGAACCCCUGUUACCCAGUUUCGCAGUGACACUCAAGAAUCUGGACAUCCUUAUCCCUUGCUUCAUAACAGAUGAGCUGGACACUGAUCACAUGCACAGCACACCAUACAAGACCAAGCAGGGUGAAUUCAUGAAGGAUGUGUCAAUGCCAUGGCUGACCAAAGCCAAAGCUCAGAAGUCUAGAUUAACCAUGUUAAUCACAGGACAGAUGCGCAUGGCAGCCCAAACUUUUCUCAUCAAAAACCCUCUUGAGGCCACUGCUGCUAGCACAACGGCCCCGUUAGGCCUCAAACUGUCCACCGCGACCCAUAAUUCGGUCGCGGACCCCGAAGAGAACAUUUCCGAAGAAGAAUGGCAGACACUUCGGAACAAAUGGAACCUCAACUCUACAGAGAAGGCUCCAGGGGCCUUUGAAGCCCAAUUAAAAGACGCGGAACAUUUCCACGUCGAUCUCAAAUGA